CUGACUGUGAUUGAGUCUAAACUAAACUUUUAAGUGUUUACUUUAUAACCUCGUGUACUGACUACAACAACUACCUACAACUAUUUGUACACUUUCCAGUACUAUUAUAUGCGCUGCGGACGACGGCUGUGUUUUAAAUAAAUAUAUAAAAAAACAAACACGUCUGAAAGUUCUACAUAUUUGCAAUUUUUUUUAUUAACGACGUCUUGGUACAUCUAUAAUUACUUGAACACAGACUCACGCCAUCCUCCGAAAUUCAUAAUUAGGUAUCACGUAACAGUCGUUUUUUGGAUCGUUUUCCUUGUUAUUAUUUUUGGAAUCUCCGUUUAUCGUUUUACAGUUGACCACGACAGCGAUGAGUACCUCCAACGUAAAAGUCGAAAACGAGACCGUGGUUCCUAUUGUAGUGGACGUGAAAUCAGAAUUACCGGCCGAGUCCAAAACCAACGAGACAGUGGCUCCUACUGUAGUUGACGAGAAAUUAGAAUUACCGGCUGAGUCAAAAACCAUCAAAACUGAAAACGAGACAGUGGUUCCUACUGUAAUCGACGUGAAAGUAGAAUUACCGGCCGAAUUGAAAACUAUCAAAACCGAAAAUAAGACAGUAGUUGAUAAGAAAGUAGAACAGCCAACUGCUAGCAUACCCGCAAACCUUGAGCGGAACAUUGUUAAGCAGCUCAGUUUCUACUUCAGCGACACCAAUCUCCCUUAUGACAAGUUCCUACAAAAUGAGAUUAAAAAUGAUGACGGCUGGGUGAAAAUUGAUGUGCUGUUGACGUUCAAAAGACUGGCAUCCCUGAGCAAGGACUCAGCAGUGAUUGCACAAGCCGUCAAAAAUGCCACUGACAGCAUUUUGGAGGUGUCGGAGUCUGGUGAAAAAAUCAGACGCAAAGCGGAGUGUGCCGUACCAGUCGCCGACCAAGAGUUCUUGAACGAGAUGAUUGCGCGGUCCAUCUACUGCAAAGGCUUCCCAAGAACGGCUACUAUGGACGAACUGUUGGAAUUUGCCUCCACUUUUGGUGACAAGAUCAUUACUAAAGUCACACCUCGAAGACUCAAAACCAAAGAGUUCAAAGGUACCCUUUAUUUUACAUUUAAUACCAAAGAAGAAGCUGAAAAGUUUUUAAAACAAGAAUCUAUUAAAUACAAAGACGUCGAACUGGAACGCAUGUGGGAAAAAGAUUUUCUCGAAGAGAAGAAAAAAGAGUAUGAAGAUAAAUUGGCAAAAAAAGAUGAGAAAAUAAAAGCGGAAACGGAGAAAUAUUUUAAAAAAGGAUAUUUACUUAAAGUUGAUAACGUGGAUGCAUCUGUUACAGUUGAUAGUAUUAAAGCAAUUUGUGCUGAAUUUGAAUGGCAAGUUGCCUUUGUGAAAAUAGUCGAAAAUGAAAAAUUAGCGUGGAUUCGAUUGAAGCCCGUGAAAGCUGCCAAAGACCUAUUGGAGGAGUUUGCCGAAAAAGUGAAUGAUCUGGACAUCAAGUUCUCAUUGCCAGAAGAGGGCGUUGAACAAACUGUAUUGAACGAAAUGACCAAAGAAAUGAAAGGAGUCCUCAACAUGAAAGACAAAAUGAAAAAAGAAAAGAACAAGAAUAAGGGAGGAAAAAGAUAUAACAAGCGAAGGAACGAUGAUGGCAAUUCUAACAAUAAACGAUUUAAAACCAAUGGAAAUUAAUUUAACUAUUUGUAUUUAUAUUUUUUUUUUAUACAAUAAGGACCUAAACAUGUUUAUCUUUACGAGCUAAAAUUAAAGAUAACCUAUUAUAAUUAUUAAAA
This is a messenger RNA of Metopolophium dirhodum (rose-grain aphid), 1770 nucleotides long. RefSeq names its product la protein homolog. Gene Ontology annotation, cellular component: cytosol; cytoplasmic stress granule; nucleus. The transcript is spliced from 2 exons. Gene Ontology annotation, biological process: RNA processing; positive regulation of translation. The record is from RefSeq and is a predicted model, not a curated record. Gene Ontology annotation, molecular function: RNA binding. Lineage: Eukaryota; Metazoa; Arthropoda; Insecta; Hemiptera; Aphididae. Bases 356 to 1669 code for a protein of 437 amino acids.